CGGCCCGAGCUCCUCCGUUGACCACCAUGCUGGUGCCGGUGCUCCUGUUGGCGUGCGCGCUGAGCCAGGUCAGCUCGGAGCCUCUCACCACGACACCCCCGGCCGCCGUCACUGCAGUGCUCGAGUCGGGGUCGGAGUCGCGAGUGCUUCAUCCGGGGGCGUCCGGCACUGAGGUACCAGCCGAAGACCCGUCUAUCACCGACGGACGUUCUGAAGAGCUGACUUCUACCGAGAGACCCUCCAAAGAAGCUGUUACCACCGAGGCACCCUCAAAAGAAGCGGUUACCACUGAGGGCCCUUCUGAAGGGCCGAUCACGAUGGUUACCUCCGAAGGACCCUCCGAAGAACCAACUUCCACCAAGGGACCCUCCGAAGAGCCGGACUCGCCUGAGGAGCAGGAUGUGUCGCUGGAUCAGGUGAUAGCGGCACUAGAUGGGUUUUACCGAUCAGCGGGCCGCGCCGCCACGGCCGGGCCGCUGGCCGAGCUGGCCAAAUCGCUGGCGGAACUCCAGUCAGGGCUAUCGGCCGUCUCUAGCCGUCUGGAGCUCAUUCACGACUCGCAGCUCGAGCAGCGGAGACAACAUACCGACCUGGAGACGAGGCUGGGUGCCAUUGAACAGUCUCAAGUUGAAACUGCCGAAAGGCUGGAGCAGUCACAAGCUGAAACAGUCAAAAGGCUGGAACAGUCACAAGCUGAGACUGUCAAAAGGUUGGAGCAGUCACAAGCUGAAACUGUCGAAAGGCUGGAACAGUCACAAGCUGAAACUGUCAGCCUCUUGGACAGCAUAGCUCAAGGACAAGCUGAAACUGCCAGCCGGCUUGACCGCUUAGUUCAGUCACAAAGUGACCCUCCAGCCAGCCUUGAGGGCCUGACGCAGCUUCACUCCGAGGUCUCUAAUCAGUUCGACGCAGUUCAGGACACACUAGGUCAAAUCCACGGCCUGCAGCACUGGCGGAACGCGACGAGCAGCAGGCUCGCCAGCCUGAGCGAGUCACAGAGCGGCCUGUCGUCCGCCCUCGAUGCCCAGUUCGAUGCUGCUGAGGUGUCCCGCACAGCUCUCUCCGACCGGAUGGAGGCAGCGCUGCUCCGGUCAGCAGCUGCUAACAACAGCUCAGCAGCUGUCCAGGACCAGCUGGCAGCCAUUCUGGCUGCCGUCGACCACAUACCUAGGAUAGUGCUGGGCCAGCAGUGCAGCCAGAGGACAGACUGCUCCAGGCAGAUGCCCGAAGCGACGUGCGCCGGAGGCGUGUGUGUGUGCAGAGACGGCUACCGGCGGGUGUCCGAUUUCCGCUGUCGUCAGCACUCCCGCCUAGCGGAACCUUGUUUGGAGCACGCCGACUGCCAGUCUUUGGCAUCCAACGCCUCUUGCACAAGCGACAGGUGCGCCUGUGACAGCGGCUUCUGGAAUCACAACAACACGGAGUGCCGGCUAGUUUCAGCAGUGAACAUGGAUGGCUCCUGCCUGGGUGACCAGGAUUGCGACUCGAAUUUACAUCUCGAGUGCACGUCAGGGACUUGUUCUUGCAUCACCAGAACAAUAGAUUCUUAUGAAUACCGGCUAGAUGGAGGAUCUUCCUGUGCCGAAGGCAAUGUCCAACUGAGACAAGUUGGUGGCUCCUGGGGUCUCGUAUGUGACGACAGCUGGGGAAGCAGCGACGCUCUGGUCAUUUGCAAAUCGUUGGGCUUCAGAUCAGGAAUCGCAAAAAUUAAAUCCACGUUUGGUCGAGGAGCGAACUUCUUCAUGGAUAACGUUGAGUGUCGUGGUUCGGAAUCAGCUCUGAUAAAUUGCAACUACCUCGGCUGGAAAAGACACAACUGUGGAGCUGGAGAGGUUGCCGGUGUCCGCUGUACCACCUGAACGCUGUCUGUAUCUGUACAUCGCACACUACGGCUGUCUGUUCUCUGUACCACCUGAGCGCUGUAUGUUCUCUGUACCACCUGAACGCUGUAUGUUCUCUGUACCACCCUAGUGCUGUCUGCUCUCUGUACCACCCGAGUGCUGUCUGUUCUCUGUACCAUCUAAGCGCUGUCUGUUCUCCGUACCACCUGAGCGCUGUCUGUUCUUAGACACCUUAAUGCUGUCUGUUCUCAGACACCUUAUCGCUGUCUGUUCUUAGACACCUUAUCGCUGUCUGUUAUCAAAUGUCAGACACCUUAUCGCUGUCUGUUGUCAGACGCCUUAUCGCUGUCUGUUCUCAGACACCUUAAUGCUGUCUGUUCUCAGACACCUUAUCGCUGUCUGUUCUCAGACACCUUAUCGCUGUCUGUUCUCAGACACCUUAUCGCUGUCUGUUGUCCGUAAUCUGUAUACCACGUCCACCUGAGCGCAGCCUUCGACGACCUAUAAAUUGUCUGCUAUAAACGGCCGGAAUACCAUUUUGUCAUUUGUCAAUUAUGUAUUGUGUGAUUGGCUUAUUGGUGUAGAUCUUGCUUCGUGAAUCUGAAAUAAAGAUCAUGUGUCGGUACAAACGGCCGCA
Messenger RNA from Amphibalanus amphitrite, 2478 nucleotides. RefSeq names its product dynactin subunit 1-like. The transcript is spliced from 6 exons. Gene Ontology annotation, cellular component: membrane. The record is from RefSeq and is a predicted model, not a curated record. Bases 27 to 1859 code for a protein of 610 amino acids. Lineage: Eukaryota; Metazoa; Arthropoda; Thecostraca; Balanomorpha; Balanidae.